AUGGAUUCUUACCUCUUCCCAGAUGGUGUCACGCUAAGGAAAUACAUCGGCGAGGUUCUUACGGUGCAGAACAAUAAUGACUUCAAACUUACGGAGCUCGUGUCUGAGAAGCAGCGCAAUGAGUACAACGAGCGUUGGGCGGUCUUUCAGUCCAGGAAAGUGGACACGGAAAGCGACGUUUUCGUCCUGAAGCUUCGGUUUCACCAGGACGACAGGGAUUGCAUUCUCGUCAAGGGAAAACGUCGUUUUGAAAAUGAAUGCAACGCGCUCACCAGCUGUGAAGGGUCGGGGGUAACGCCCAAAUUUUUCUACAAGGAUGAGCUCCAGCAAACUAAUAAUACCAGCCCAUUCUUCCCUGGGGGGGGGAGACCGACGCCUUAUCAGGAUAAGACUUACUCAAACUCUCGAGUAAGACUACUAUCCAACAUGAAAUUAAGCAGUCUAGAAAUGUCACUGACAAUUCCCCACUUUUGCGAAGGUACAUACGCCUUCGAGGCUUUGUCUUCUUUGAACCUGAAACAGAGCAGAUAUUCUAUGAGCGAUCCACAGGACGGAUGUUUCAAGGUCUCUAGUAGGCCUAUCUCGGGCUCACCGGGAGCUGUUUCCACCAGAGCAGGGCACACCGAUCACUGA
Molecule: messenger RNA, 633 nt
Organism: Rasamsonia emersonii CBS 393.64
Lineage: Eukaryota; Fungi; Ascomycota; Eurotiomycetes; Eurotiales; Trichocomaceae
Exons: 4
Coding region: 1-633 (210 amino acids)
Source: RefSeq, a predicted model, not a curated record